Molecule: messenger RNA, 3336 nt
Organism: Terrapene triunguis (Three-toed box turtle)
Lineage: Eukaryota; Metazoa; Chordata; Testudines; Emydidae
Gene: SH3BGRL
Product: SH3 domain binding glutamate rich protein like
Exons: 4
Coding region: 91-435 (114 amino acids)
Cellular component (GO): cytoplasm
Source: RefSeq, a predicted model, not a curated record
GGGGGCCGGGCUGCCUGUGCUCACUGCUCCGGCUGCUCCGCCAGCGCACACCCAGCACGAGGCGCCCGCGUCCCAGCAGCUCCGCUCAGGAUGGUCAUCCGCGUCUACAUCGCCUCCUCCUCCGGCUCCACGGCGAUCAAAAAACAGCAGCAAGAUGUGUUAGGCUUCUUGGAAGUCAACAAGAUUGAAUUUGAAGAAAAAGAUAUUGCAGCCAAUGAGGAGAACCGGAAAUGGAUGAGAGAGAAUGUCCCGGAAGAGAGCCGACCAGUGAGUGGAAACCCAUUGCCCCCUCGAAUCUUCAAUGAUAGCCGAUAUCUUGGGGAUUAUGAAGCUUUCUUCGAAGCUAGAGAGAAUAAUGCAGUGUAUGCUUUUUUAGGCUUGACUGCUCCUCCUGGUUCAAAGGAAGCUGAAGCACUGGCGAAGCAGCAAGCAUGAAUUUCAACUGCCUUAAAUGUUCUGUAAAGGGAACUUCCACAGCUUUUUAUAAAAUAGAAAAUUGUCUCUGCUUCAAGAAAAAUAGAUUUAAUUUCUAACGUUUUGAUUGGUGCUUGCAGCAUCCACGGUACAUGAAUAUAAAUUUGAACACGGUGAAUAUGGGAACAUUAGGGUAGAGAGCAUGGAAGACACUAUUGCAAAGUUGGAAGCAUAGGUAACUGAAUCAAUUAGAAAUGAUUGAUUUAAAGUGGUUUAAACUAUGUCUGGGCAAUUGCGUCCAUUUUUGUAAACUUAAAGAAAACCUAUUUUAGUACUAAUUAUGCAGAUAAACUUACACCUAGAGAUCCAGCUAUUUAAACAUAGGAGAAAACGAGCAACAACAUAAAACCUUAUCAAAUAACUCUAGUGCCUGAAUUGCCUCAAAUGUUAUUGAACAUUACAAAAGUACAGUAACUUCUCAAUGUCUUUUUAAAUUGUGGCUUAAAAUGAAAUUCUAAGUGUUGUGUAGCGUAGUAACCAUUGUAAUCGCGUAUGGAAAUUGACAUUUGUUCUUUUGUAGAAUGAAGAUUUAAAAUUGUAUUGUAACACAUUGUACAGAUCUUUAAAAAAAAAUUUGCCAUGUAUUUCUCAUUUAAGCGACCAAUGUGGGCCUUUUCCACAAAAAAGAGAUUGAGCAGUGGAUAACAUUUCCAUUGGCACGUUCACCACAUAGCUCUCUAACCAUGACUUGAUUACAUGUUUGUGUGCUAGAUUUAGUGCACUUCAAUGAAAUACAGUAUGGACUAAUUCCUAGGCAGUAUCACAAAUAAGCCAAAAUGGCCAGAAAUGGCAUUUCCUUACAUGUGUAAGAGCUAAAGCCUUUAAUGUAAUAUUCUACAAGGUCACGUUGUUUAUAGUUUUAGGCAUUUGGUUGCAUGUUCUAGAGGUUACUAGUUGAAUAUAGUAGUUUUUCAUAUGGGGAUCUAAAAGUAAAUGUUUGAAUUGUAACAAGUAUUGUAAUUGAGUGUGGGGGGUUUCUUUCAAGUUUUAAAAGUUGAUUUGUAUUGCCAUGGAAUUAGUGAAUCCUAUUAAAGAACAGCAUUCUGUAUCAGUGAAUUCACCAAGUGCAAUAUUAACCCAUUCCAUGCCUUAGGUAUACAUCAGUUAUUUGGCAAAGGGGAAUUCACAUAGCCUGCAUAUUAUGGCCAUCCACUGGAAAAUCAUGAAGACUGAUUUAAAAUCCUAAUCAUAGGUGCACCUGAUGUGGUAAGGAGUAGUUUUAAAAUUUACAUGUGUGAUUUUUAAAUAUCUUGCACAGUAUAAACCACUCUUGCUUCCUGAAUGCAUCGACACCAUAAAACCUGUAGUUGCGGGGGCAUUCUACAAGCACAGCACACAAAUUUUAUUUUCAUCUGCUUUAUAACAACAUAGAAACAGGUGGUAUAGAUCAGCAAAAGACUUAUAAAGGUUUUAUGCCGCUUGCAAACUGUAGCAUAUCAUGGCCAUGCAGUUACUUAUAUUGAUGCAAUAAAAGUUAUGUAGUGCUUUAAAAUGCUUCCUGAGACAUUUAUAAUUCUAAGAUCCAAAAUUAGUGACAGGAUAGAAGUAAAGACUUAAUUAUACUCUACAACAGAAUAAUUAAAUAUUUUCCUCUUGCCAACAUAUUUCUUUUGGGCUCUGCAUUUCCCCAGCUGCAAGAAGUGUCUUCAUCAACAACUAAAUAAGUAGCAGAGAAAUGUUUUUUCUUGCACAGUUGUGAGAGCAGUCUGGCUCCCACACAGUCAAUGGCAAAAUUCCCAUAGAUUUCAGCAUGAGCAGGACUGGGCCUGUAAUGGUGUUUGGAACCUGGCUAGUUACAUUAGCAUUUAGUCCAUAGUUUUUCUAAUUUUGAGCCUGGGAAUAGACACUUUGUAGUUUCUGCUUACAGAUGCCUGACCCUUGUCCCUGUGUAUAUGAAAGUAGGACAGUUAAAUGUUGCCUAAUCUUCAGGAUGAACCCAUAGCAUAUUUUGUGCUUUCUUUCUAGAAGGCUUACUAUUAAUUGCUGGGGAGGGGAGGAGACUAUUUUUGGGUUUUUAAUUUUUGUUGUUUUAAAUCAAGCGUCUGCCUUUCAUGAUUCAGCAUGACUUAGUCUUUUUAUAUAAGAUCUCUGGUAUUAUUGGCAGUAUCUCUUCUAUCCCUAGACCUACUAGACGAGUUUGAGGAAAUGAAUAAGAAUAUUGAAAGGAGUUUUGUGAAGAAAAUGGAAUUUGACACACAGGUUGCUAUACUCCUGCUGAUUCGCUGUGUUUCCUGUGUAAACAAAAUGUGGCAUUACUUUUUGUGAAUUGCAUCCAUUAUUUGAAGAAGCUAUAACUGAAAAUUAUUGCCAAAUUUUGUCAGUUCAGUGACACAAAACAUUCUGAAACAAGGUCAUCUCUAUUUCUGAUCUUUGAGAAAGUUGCCAAGUUUUAAGAAAGCAAUGUCCGUUCCCCCUUCCAGACCCUCUUCUUUGCCAGAUGUUAACACUCAAACUGCAUCUGCAUUCCUGAGGAAGCAGUAUGAAGACAGGGAUUGGCUUAUUUUUUCUGGAGUCUGAGGGACAAAGCAUGAACAUAAACUGAAAAAUAUCUAAGUGGUGUGUUCUUGUUUUGGCCUGUAUGUAGAACUCACAGUAGUAUUAAUGUAGAUUUCAUGCAUGUGUUUAGGAGUGACAGAGGUGAGAAUAUACCUGUGUGGUGUUCUCAACACAUUGGUUCUGUGGUUCACGUUACUAUGUUUUUAGGUCAAACAUGGAUGUUGCAUCUUAAGAAGAACUUGUUCAUUUCUUCCUGCCCCUGUCAUUUUUUUCCUAUAUAGAAGGUAAGGUGACGAGGCAUCAAACUUUCUUUCUUACUAAUUAUUAUGUAUCAUUCCAAUAAAAUUGUUUUAGAAUGUUUUCUCA